Messenger RNA from Carlito syrichta (Philippine tarsier), 4364 nucleotides. RefSeq names its product RIMS binding protein 2 (gene RIMBP2). The record is from RefSeq and is a predicted model, not a curated record. The transcript has 19 exons. The coding region runs from base 1 to 3150 and encodes 1049 amino acids. Gene Ontology annotation, molecular function: protein binding. NCBI's taxonomy places the organism in Eukaryota, Metazoa, Chordata, Mammalia, Primates, Tarsiidae. Gene Ontology annotation, biological process: neuromuscular synaptic transmission.
AUGCUGACUCUUUGUUUUUUCAUCCUGGAAAAGGCUCAGGUGGAGGCAAAGCGUGAGCAUGAGGGGGCGGUGCAGCUGCUAGAGUCCAAGGUCCGUGAGCUGGAAGAGAAAUGCCGGACUCAGAGUGAACAGUUCAGCCUGCUGUCCCGGGACCUGGACAAGUUCCGGCAGCACGCGGGGAAGAUUGACCUUCUGGGGAGCAGCGUGGUGGCCCCCCUGGCUGGCUCCCCGGCCCCUGGCAAGCCUCUCCCGCAGCUCGUGAAUGGCCUAGCCCCCUCCAUCGGCAAAGGUCCGGAGAGCGCUGUCGGAGGCUGCUCUGUGGUUGGUGACUAUAUCCGGCCCCACCCAUUCCCCGGGGACACGCCGGGGCCUCUGCCCGCCAAGCCCACCCUUCUGUCCAGAUCCGGUAGCCCGAGAUGCAGAUUUGAGCCAGACAUGGAGAAUGAACGGAAUUCUAGCACCCCCAGGCAGAGAUACUCGGGGAAGGUGCACCUGUGCGUGGCCCGAUACAGUUACAACCCCUUCGACGGGCCCAAUGAGAACCCGGAGGCAGAGCUGCCACUCACGGCAGGGAAGUACCUCUACGUCUACGGAGACAUGGACGAGGAUGGCUUCUACGAAGGGGAACUCCUGGACGGCCAGCGGGGCCUGGUGCCCUCCAACUUCGUGGACUUUGUGCAGGACAACGAGUCGCGCUUGGCCAGCACGCUGGGGAAUGAGCAGGAUCAGAACUUCAUCAACCAUUCCGGCAUCGGCUUGGAGGGCGAGAACAUUCUGGACCUCCACUCCCCCACGCACAUAGACUCAGGCGUGACCGACAACAGUGCGGGGACGCUGGACGUGAACAUCGACGACAUCGGAGAAGACAUCGUGCCUUACCCUAGAAGAAUCACCCUCAUCAAACAACUCGCCAAAAGUGUCAUUGUGGGCUGGGAGCCCCCGGCCGUGCCGCCGGGAUGGGGCACCGUGAGCAGCUACAACGUCCUGGUGGACAAGGAGACGCGCGUGAGCCUCACCCUGGGGAGCAGAACUAAGGCCCUCAUCGAAAAGCUCAACAUGGCCGCCUGCACCUACCGCAUCUCGGUGCAGUGCGUCACAAGCAGGGGCAGCUCGGACGAGCUGCAGUGCACCCUGCUGGUGGGCAAGGACGUGGUGGUGGCCCCGUCCCACCUGCGGGUGGACAACAUCACACAGAUCUCGGCCCAGUUGUCCUGGCUGCCCACCAACAGCAACUACAGCCACGUCAUCUUCCUCAACGAGGAGGAGUUUGACAUCGUCAAGGCUGCGAGGUACAAGUAUCAGUUCUUCAACCUCAGGCCCAACAUGGCCUACAAGGUCAAGGUCCUGGCCAAGCCCCACCAGAUGCCGUGGCAGCUCCCCCUGGAGCAGAGGGAGAAGAAGGAGGCCUUCGUGGAGUUCUCCACGCUGCCUGCAGCGUUUGUGAAGCCCGUCGUUGUGGACGAUCUGACCUGCAAGGCAGCGACGUCCUGGCUGGUGGGACAGGCCUCCUUCGAGGAGGAAGACGUCCCGGGGGCUUCGGGCUUUCGGGGCAUGCGGGAGGUGGCAGUGGGUGGGGACAGUGGGCAGGGCCGCCGAGACACCCGGCAGCCUGCGAGCUGGCUCUCUCUACAGGUGGCCGAGGUCAUCUUCCCCACGGCGGACGGCACGGCCGUGGAGCUGGUGCGGCUGCGAAGUCUGGAGGCCACGACUGUGACUGCGCGCACAUUCUCUGCCCAGGGCGAGACCGUGGACUCGGGCCCCGGCCGGCGCUCCCCCUCGCCCAGCCGCAUCCUGCCGCAGCCACAGGGCGCUCCGGUGUCCAGCACGAUGGCCAAGGCCAUGGCCCGCGAGGCCGCACAGAGGGUGGCCGAAAGCAGCAGGUUAGAGAAAAGGAGCAUCUUCCUGGAGAGGAGCAGUGCAGGGCAGUAUGCGCCCUCAGACGAGGAAGACGCCUACGAGGCCCCCGACGUCAAGCGGAGGGGCGCGUCGGUGGACGACUUCCUCAAAGGGUCCGAGCUCGGCAAGCAGCCCCACUGCUGCCAUGGUGAUGAGUACCACACGGAGAGCAGCCGGGGGUCCGACCUCUCGGACAUCCUGGAGGAGGACGAGGAGGAGCUCCACUCCGAGAUGCAGCUGGAGGACGGGCGGCGGCCCAGUGGCCCCUCCCACAACGCCCUCAAGAUUUUAGGAAACCCGGCGUCGGCAGGACGGGCGGACAGGGUGGAUCACCUGGGCCGGAGGUUUCCCCGCAGCAGUGCUGGUCCUCAGAGGUCCCGGCCCGGGACAGGCCCGUCCAUCGAUGAGUACAGGCGCGACCGCCUCUCUCCGGACUUCUACGAGGAGUCGGAGACCGACCCUGGCGCCGAGGAGCUCCCGGCCCGCAUCUUUGUGGCCCUCUUCGACUAUGACCCACUCACCAUGUCCCCGAACCCAGACGCCGCCGAAGAGGAGCUGCCCUUUAAAGAAGGCCAGAUCAUCAAGGUUUAUGGUGACAAAGACGCCGAUGGGUUCUACCGUGGGGAGACCUGCGCCCGGCUCGGCCUCAUUCCCUGCAACAUGGUCUCCGAGAUCCACGCAGAUGAUGAGGAAAUGACAGACCAGCUUCUCAGGCAGGGCUUCCUCCCCCUGAACACCCCUGUGGAGAAGAUAGAGAGAGGCAGGAGAAGUGGCCGGCGUCACUCUGUGUCCACCCGCAGGAUGGUGGCUCUGUAUGACUACGACCCCAGGGAGAGCUCGCCCAACGUGGAUGUCGAGGCUGAACUUACAUUCUGCACGGGAGAUAUUAUAACUGUUUUUGGUGAAAUUGAUGAAGAUGGAUUUUAUUAUGGGGAGCUGAACGGGCAGAGAGGCCUUGUUCCCUCCAACUUCCUGGAAGAAGUGCCUGAUGAUGUGGAAGUCUACCUUUCUGACGCUCCGUCCCACUACCCUCAAGACGCCCCCAUGCGCUCCAAGGCCAAAAGGGUUCCUCCUGAGGGGUCAGGGACAGCAAGGAGCGCUCCAUCCCCCACAGUCCAUCUCCAUUCGGGGUCACCUACGUCAUCUAUGGGUUCUGGUAGUCCUGGGAGAGGCAGGGAAAUGUCCUCGAAAAAGAAAAAGGGGCUGCUUUCCAAAGGCAAGAAACUGCUGAAAAAGCUGGGUGCAGUGAAAUGACCCUUGUGCUUCCGGACAACUUCCAGAGCGAUGUAAUUUUCUUUAAUUCCAAACUAGGGCUUUCAUGACUCAAGUACGUCCUAAAACCAAUCUCCACCCCCCAACCCCCACCCCCGACACCAGUACAGAAAUGCACUCUGCACCACCAUGCACUUGACACCAACCGCGAAACACAGCCCCCGCUGACAGUCUGCCACUGUCCAAGGUCCGAUGCGGGAGGCGGGAGGGGGCGGCUUACUCACAAACGGGGGCGACCGGCUCUGUCGCUUACCCCCACCUGUAGCUCCAGUCUUUGUGCAUUUGUCAUCCGCCCCUAGAGGAAUGAUUUCGACCUUUCUCCCCUUUCAAAAUGCUUGCCUCAUAAUGCAUAACCUUCACGUUAACUCUGGUCUUGAAAUUCCUAGUUUAAUCCGCCUUGAUGUUCUGCCUUAUAAAUGCACAAUGAUUUGUACUGUCUAAUAAAAAAAUCCAGUGUCUACUUUGUAUGUGUUGUGCAUUCAGUGGUCUUCAUCCUCACUGACACAGUGGUUCCAAAUUCAGUUGUACAGGCUGUGCAUUUUAAGAUACUGGGUUUGGUCUUUCAAAGCAAGCCAGGCAACACACAGCAAAUGUUUACUCAAUCAUUCAAAAAAGAGAAAAGGAGAGAAAGUAACUUUGCUUGGUAAAGUACCAGUACUCCAACCUGCCAGAAAACUGAUAAUCUUCAUUGCUUUCAGUGUUACACAUUUUAUGGCAUAUGGUUUUCUGUUACUUUCAUUAUUUGUCAAAAUGCCAUACCCCCAACACUCAACAAUGAAUGGCACACAGUAAGCCACAUCGUGCAUAAGCCACAUCCCAAACAUCCUAAAUUUAAAUCUGUUCAAAACGACCCACAGCCAUCAUCAUUGGCACUUGAACAAGACUUACACAGUUGCUGGCAGAUGUAUCUGAUGGUUACUCUUUUGUAAUUCCUGUCCACUUGUACAUUGUUUUUACUCUUUAUACAUACUUUUCAGACUGCCUUUCUUUUGUAAUUUAUGGACGGUUUAUAAAUGAAUGACAAAGCUCUCCCCAUUGUGUCUUCAAAACCUGUAUUAUAAACUGUGAUAUAAUACUCUGUGGUAGAUUUCCUAAGAGGAACUUUCUCAGUGUGUGGUUAAGCUCUGUGUGGGUGUGUGCAUGUGUACAGUUAGUGUAAAAUAUUUUCUAGAAAUAAAAUUUGUUAUUUUAUACAA